CAGAUACUUGGCAGCCUCGAUCCCGUGAAUACGUGUUACCGCUGCCUGGUCCCAUGCUCCAUCAGACGCCGCAAACCCGCGACUGCAACGCGUCCAAUAUCGACAAGUUCGCGACUUCAUUCCCUACCUGCUUCAUCGUCGAAGGGACCUCACGAACCUCACUCGGAGGACGUCCGUCGAGAUAGGCGAGGCACGCCGCAUGAACUCCCUCACAGUGGCCCUGUCCAGCAGACGCAUCCGUUGAGAGAUUGCCCAACAUGUCCAAGCUCGAGAAAAUGUCCAUCUUGGGCGUGCGCUCCUUUGGGCCACGCCACCCAGAGGCCAUCGCUUUCAACACCCCAUUGACCCUCAUCGUCGGUUACAAUGGCUCGGGCAAGACCACCAUCAUCGAAUGUCUCAAAUACGCUACUACUGGCGAGCUUCCGCCCAACAGCAAAAGCGGGGCUUUCAUCCACGACCCUAACCUCGUUGGCGAGAAAGAUGUACAAGCUCAGAUCAAGCUUUCCUUCCGCUCCACUGUUGGUGAAUCCUUCGUCGUGACUAGAAACGUGCAGUUGGCCGUCACGAAGACCUCAAGUAAACAAAAGACCCUCGAAGGAAGUCUCCUGUUACGAGCCAAUGGCGAUCGCCAAGUAUUGUCUACCAGAGUAGUGGAUCUCAACAAGCUCGUUCCCGAGAAACUGGGCGUUUCACCAGCUGUCCUAGAUGCGGUUAUCUUUUGCCAUCAGGAUGAGUCCCUCUGGCCCAUGAGCCCGGGGGCUGACCUGAAAAAGAGGUUCGAUGAAAUCUUUGAGGCCAAAAAGUACGCCAAAGUCAUCGAUAAUAUCAAGCUUCUCCGAAAGACCAAGGGCGAAGAGCUUCGACUACUCAGGAUGCAAGAGGCUCAAGAUAAGGAGAACAAGGAGAGGGCGGACAAGGUCGACAGAGAGCUGAGUAAGCUUAUUCGCGAGCUACAAGAGGAUCGCGACAAGUGCAACGAACUGCAAAAACAAAUCGAGGAUGAGGAUGUUCGAAUUAAGCAAAAAUGGGAGCAGGCCAACAGUUUCCUCAAGAUCGUCAACGAGCUACAGACUAAACAGGAGAAACUCGAAUACAAAAAGGAUGCCAUCGCAGAGUUGCGCGAACGCAUCGAGGAGAGCACAGAGUCUGAUGAAUAUCUUCGUGACGUUCUCAGCCAGUACGAACAAACUGUUAAGCGAAUGAACAGCGACCGAGAUCAGAAGGUGGCCCAAUUUGGCACCCUACAGACGGAGCUCAAGACCGCCCGAGCCAAGCAUACCGCUAAGGUGGAGGAGCAGGGAAAGCAUCAGUCUGACAAGGAAAAGUAUGACCGCCAACUCGUUUCGCAACGUCAGAUGAUCCAAGAAGCAGCUGAAAAACACGAGAUUCGUGGCUACGACGGUGACUUGGAUGACCAGGAGAUCAAUGCAUUUUACGAACGCAUCCAGAAAAUGCUUCAAGACACAAAACGAGACCUGGAACGUCUACAACGCGACAAUGCCGCCGAACUGGACGCAAAAUCCGCCACCAUCACGGAGCUAGAGAGCCACAAGGCGUCCCGCAUUCGAGACCGGAAGAUCUCUUCACAGCGGGUUGCGACACUUCAGAGAGAUAUUACCAAACUUCAAGGAGAACUGAACAAUCUCGAUGUUGACGAAGGCGCGGAAGCAGUACUACAGACCGAGAUGGAGGGGCUGGAGUCCAAGAUCAAGGCAGCGAAAGCUGACAACAGAGUGUCAGAACUUGAUUCACAGAUCACAAAGCUGAACAACGAGGUCUUGACUCUAGAAGCUCAGGGUGCCCAGCUAAGUCGGGAAUUGGUUGAAUGCACCAACCUAGCAUCCGAACGUGCACAACUCGAACUUCGUAAAAAGCAGCUCACAGAACGGAAGCGAGAACUAGACAUUCUGAAGAACACAUUCAAUCAGCAGCUUACCGAUGUUGUCGGCAGAAAUUGGACACCGGAAACCAUUGAGUCAGAUUUUCAAAAAGCCCUUCGACAGCUGAGUGACCGACUAUCUGAGCUUAGAAAGACGAAGGAUUCGACGCAGCAAGAACUGAAGCAGGUUGAGUACAAGCUUACCACUGCUCGUGAGCAACAAAUCAAGUCCGUAAAGGAAAGGGAUAGCUGCAAAAAAGACGUUCUCGAAGCCCUGAAGAAGGUGCCGCGUCAAAAUAAGCCGGUGACGGAGUCGGUAGAUGAUUAUCCAGAUGCUGUCAAAGAGAUCGAGAAAUUGUUGAAGGAUACCGACACGGACCUGGAACUCAAUAUGUAUCUGAAAGAAUACUUCUUAAAAGCGAAGGUUAAGGCAGAGGAAAAGCACAAAUGCUACCUCUGUGAGCAAUCGCUUGGCGACGAGAAAACCAUGAAGCGAUUGAUGAAGAGGAUUCAAGAUAAGAUUGAUGACAAAGAUAGAGACGAGCUGCUUGAGGAUCAAGCCUUGUACGGACGUCACCUUGGAACACUGAGAAGUGUGCGGACGAAGCACGAAACAUAUGGACGGUUGUGUAAGGAGCUGCCGUCCAUGGUCGAAGAAAUCAACUCGCUCACGCUUCAGAAGGAAAGACUGGUUCGACAGCUUGAAGACCAGGAUGGCGCUUUCAAAAUUGCCGAAGAGAAGCGGAAUGCGGCGGAUGUGCUGAGCAAGAGCGUACUGAAAAUUGCGCAGACUGUCAAGGAUAUUGCGGAUUCCGAGAGACACAUCGAGAGAGCACAGCAGAAUUCGAGCAAUCAGGUGCGCAGUGCUGACGAGAUUAACGAUGACCAAACAACCUGUGCAGAGCAGUUAAGAAUUGCCCAAGCCAAGUUGAGCAAGUCAACCGCCGAACGACAACGGUUGAAGGACCUGGCCGCUCAGCUCGAGGUUGAGAAAUUGGAGUUGAAGCACAAAAUCACGGAGGCCGUCCAGAAAUUAGAACACAAGAAGCGUCUCCAGGACACGAUUAAGAAUCACAGAGACGAGCAGAGCGAACUUCGCAAAAACAUGCAAGACAUUGACAAAGAGGUCGAGGGCAUCGACCCAGAAAUCGCCAGCGCAAGAGCCGCGCUCGAGGAAUCUCGGAAGCAGGGCCGUGCUAGAGAGCAGAGGAUCGCAGAGGAACGUGAUGGAAUCGCCACUACGGUGAGCGAGCUCAAGAUAAUCAACCGCGAAAUCCAGGAUUAUCUCGACCGAGGAGGUCCUGCCAACCUUGCUUCCAACCAGCGGACCAUUGCCAGCCUGGAGAGCACCAUCGCUGCCCUCGAGAAAGAGAUGAAAGACGUCACCAUUCAGAUCAACAAGCUGAACAAGGAGAUCGAUAAUAGCGACGCCAAGAGGCGCAACAUCGCCGACAACCUCACAUACCGCAAGAACCUGCGCGAGCGCGAUGCUCUCGAGGAAGAAAUCGAAGAGCUCGAGUCCCGCAACGCACAAGAGGACUACGACCGUCUCGUCGAGGAAGCGCACUCCUUCGAAUUAUACCGUGGCAAACUCAACGCCGAACGCCAGCGGCUCAUGGGCUCCAUGUCCACCAAGGACGAGCAGUUCCGCCGGCUCGAAGAGGAGUACGAGAUUGAGCUCAAGGGGGCGCGCGCCCGGUACAAAGAGAGCCACAUCAAAGUUGAGACGACGAAAGCGGCCAUCGAGGACCUCGCACAGGGCAACAUGGCGCUCGACCACGCCAUCAUGCAGUACCACUCGCUCAAGAUGGAGGAGAUCAACCGGACCAUCGCCGACCUUUGGCAAAGCACGUACCAAGGAACCGACAUCGACACGAUCCAGAUUCGGUCCUACAUGGAAUCGACGGCUUCGGGCGCCACCAAUACGCGCCGCGUUUACAAUUACCGCGUGUCCAUGAUCAAGGGCGACACGGAAAUGGACAUGCGUGGGCGGUGCAGUGCGGGUCAAAAGGUGCUGGCCUGCAUUAUCAUUCGCCUUGCCCUGGCCGAGUCGUUUGGCGCUAAUUGUGGCAUGAUUGCGCUCGACGAGCCGACGACGAAUCUGGAUAGUGACAAUAUCCGCAGUCUGGCGGAGAGUUUGCACGCGAUCAUCAAGGCAAGGCGGUCACAGAACAAUUUCCAGCUGAUCGUGAUCACGCAUGACGAGGAGUUCUUGAAGCAUAUGCAGUGCAGCGAUUUCUGCGAUAGUUUCUUUAGGGUAAAGAGGGAUGAGAAUCAGAAUAGUGUCAUUACGAGGGAGAGCAUUACGAGGAUUUCGGAGUAAGAGAGGUUGGUGGUAGGAAUGCCCAAGUUUGAUAUUGAGGGCAUCUCAGGGGGGCUGGGUUGUACAGGUGGCAAAGGAAGAACAUGAGGUCUAGAUUUUUUGUUCACUGAGCAGGCGCCUUUCUCUCGGAUUGCAUAUUCAAGUAUGUGGGUUCCAAUGCCCAUGUUUGUUUCACGAUCAAUUUGGCCGAUCCAAUUGAUUAGCAUGAGUUACGUACUGGCCACAGACGAAUUUGCAAGAGGUUUCAUCGUAACAAGAAUACCGUUAACAAACUGAACGGCUCG
Molecule: messenger RNA, 4486 nt
Organism: Neurospora crassa OR74A
Lineage: Eukaryota; Fungi; Ascomycota; Sordariomycetes; Sordariales; Sordariaceae
Gene: uvs-6
Product: UVS6
Exons: 2
Coding region: 258-4202 (1314 amino acids)
Biological process (GO): telomere maintenance via telomerase; double-strand break repair; telomere maintenance via recombination
Cellular component (GO): Mre11 complex; condensed nuclear chromosome; nucleus
Molecular function (GO): ATP hydrolysis activity; double-stranded telomeric DNA binding; G-quadruplex DNA binding
Source: RefSeq, a predicted model, not a curated record